Alosa alosa (allis shad) is the source of this 1335-nucleotide messenger RNA. It is a transcript of the gene bcl2b, whose product is annotated as BCL2 apoptosis regulator b. Gene Ontology annotation, biological process: negative regulation of intrinsic apoptotic signaling pathway; extrinsic apoptotic signaling pathway in absence of ligand; intrinsic apoptotic signaling pathway in response to DNA damage. NCBI's taxonomy places the organism in Eukaryota, Metazoa, Chordata, Actinopteri, Clupeiformes, Clupeidae. The record is from RefSeq and is a predicted model, not a curated record. Gene Ontology annotation, cellular component: mitochondrial outer membrane. The transcript is spliced from 3 exons. Gene Ontology annotation, molecular function: protein homodimerization activity; protein heterodimerization activity. Bases 572 to 1252 code for a protein of 226 amino acids.
UUCAACGCUCCCAGCAGAGGCAGACAAGCCAAGUCUGCCUGCCACAGGAUUCACUCUAGUCGAAUGGAUCCUGAAUGCGACUUGGGCAAGUUGUGCCGAGAUGAAUGCUAGAUGUUCAUUUCUUGCACGAACACGGGGAAGCUAAUGGUGUAUUGCAAGAUCGCUCAAGACUCGGCGUUGCAAGCACUACGCUGAUGAAAACUCGAAUAAACGCGCUCCGAAAUUAUUUCGUUCCCUUCCGUCUUUUCAGGAGCUCCACUCCCAACAGUUUACUGUAGUCUGCCAGAAUAUCGUUCUCUCGCUCUCCGAUCGUCCAAGACCUCGAGUGCUGUCGUGCAUUUAGAACAGAUUAAUGUUGUCAUGGACUGUCAUCUAUACGGAUAUAUAUCCUGAUUCACAUCGAAGGAUUUUCGCAGCAGGAAAAGUGGGCGUUUUACUAACCACAUAUUGAUGGGUCAUAUUACUGGCCAGCAUAUGGACAGGAAGAUAAUCAGAAUGCUUGCACUGAAGAUGGAUAUAUUUUAACGCUCCGACGUUGCCAGUGUGCUGUUUGCUACAAGAAGUAUCUAUCAUGGCUAACGAGAAACCCUACGAUAACCGCAAUAUUGUGGAAAAGUAUAUCCAUUACAAACUGACAAAAAAGGGAUAUGCGUGGGAAUUCCACACUACCGACGAAAUAGACUCAUCUACCAACGGCCUAAAGGACGCACCUACUUUAGUGACUCGGCGGUGCCAUGCAACAUCGGCUGAGGAAGAUAGCGCUCCACGUAAGGGCAGAGUUUCCACAUAUGACCAACAUGCCGCACUUCAUCGAGUUUUACGCGAAGCUGGUGAUGAACUCGAAAGACUGUACCAGCCUGACUUUGCAGAGAUGUCUAUGCAACUGCAUCUUACAUCCAUCACUGCGCAUCGUAGGUUCACCGCAGUGGUUGACGAGUUAUUUAGGGAUGGGGUCAAUUGGGGGCGAAUAAUAGCGUUUUUCGAGUUUGGGGGAACAGUGUGCGUGGAGUGCGUUAAUAAGGAGAUGACGUCGCAAGUGGACAACAUUGCGGGCUGGAUGACAGAGUACCUCAAUGGACCACUUCAAGCCUGGAUCCAGGAGAAUGGAGGCUGGGAAGCGUUUGUGGAGCUCUACGGCCGGCAAAAGGAGAGUGUGUUUCGCAGCUCAUGGCCGUCCAUAGUGACCAUCUUUGGCCUGGCUGCUGUCGGCGCUAUAGGCCUGACUAUCGGGGCUUACCUGGUUCAAAAAUGAAGGACACCUUUCUUCUUCCUUCUUCCUCUCCUUCCCUCUGUCUUUCCCUCCCUCCCUCCCUCCCUCCCUCCCUUUCACUCUCU